Messenger RNA from Bemisia tabaci, 5385 nucleotides. NCBI's taxonomy places the organism in Eukaryota, Metazoa, Arthropoda, Insecta, Hemiptera, Aleyrodidae. The record is from RefSeq and is a predicted model, not a curated record.
AGAACAGGGACCUGGAGCUCUUGAGCUGGAGCUGGCGGGUAUUGUUUACAUUCAGAAAUGAAAAUGGCGGCAAUAGCCAACUGUAACACUCUAACUGUAGCUGAUCACAUGUGAUUUUAUCAGUCAUCUGGCCAGCAUGAGCACGACGAGGCUGUGGAAAUCGUUUUCGUUACAUUAAUUUUGAUACUCAAACUCUUUUACUCUGUGGCAGUGACUUUUACACUUACAUAACAUUAGACUCUUCUUUGGCACCACUGAUUACAUUUGGCAACCCUGCAAUCAGCUAGGCCCUACUAUUACAUUUGACAACCUUGCAAAGAGCUGGCGGGUUCAGAAAAGUAUAGGGCAACGGGACCUAACCAAACCUGGACACAGCAGGCGAGAGUCACAACGGCCACUUACGCGAGUGACUCUUCUAUAGGCGUUAGCUUUAUUAUUCUAUGCCGCUAUCCGCUUUCUUCUCAGGGCGUAAAAUGGGCGUAGAGUUUUUUCCGAUGAUUCAUAAUUGCAUUACACGAAGUAAUUCCGGAUAAUUUGUAAUUUCUGCUAUUUUCUGCGUUUCAAUAAUCUGUGUAAUUUUUUCCUUCGUUUAGAGAUGGACAAUUUUGGGCCCAUUACCCUUAAAUGGGACCCCAAGAACCUCGAAAUCCGCACUAUGUCUGUAGAGAAAACCUUAGAGCCUCUCGUUCUUCAGGUCACCACUUUAGUGAACACCAAAGGUCCAUCAAAGAAAAAGAAGGGUAGAUCUAAAAGAGCUCAUGUCCUCGUGGCUGCUGUAGAGAAGGCCACCGAAAAUUUUAUCGAGAAAGGUGAACAAAUCGCUUAUGAAAACCCUGACAUAAAACAAGAAAUGCUUGCCGCAGUUGAGGAAGUUCGCAAAACAGGUGAGGCUAUGAGUAUUGCUGCCAGAGAAUUUGCCGAUGAUCCCUGUUCAUCCGUCAAACGUGGGAACAUGGUCCGCGCUGCGCGGAAUCUUUUGUCCGCCGUGACACGGCUUCUCAUCCUGGCAGAUAUGGUCGACGUUCAUCUACUCCUGAAGUCUCUACGAGUGGUUGAAGACGCUUUAGAAAAGGUGAAAAAAGCUGAGAGCCACCCAGAGUUAUUGAACAACAUCAAUGCAUUUGGCUGCAAAGCUUCAGAGCUAAUGGCACAAGCAGCAAAGCGACAACAAGAACUAAAGGAUCCUCAGUUACGUGAUGAUCUGGCCGCUGCUCGAGCUGUAUUGAAGAAGCACUCGACUAUGUUACUAACUGCCUCAAAGGUUUAUGUGCGUCAUCCAGAAUUGGCCGCUGCAAAAGCAAAUCGAGACUACGUCUUGAAGCAAGUUUGUGAAGCAGUUAACACAAUCAGUGAUGUGGCUCAAGGUCGUGCCCAAGGUGGAGAUCACCCAUAUGAUGGCCCUGGUGAACUUGCUGCUGCUCUCGACGACUUUGAUGAACGAAUGGUCAUGGAUCCUUUGGCAUACAAUGAAAUUCGUACUCGACCCUCCUUAGAAGAAAGGUUGGAGAGUAUUAUCAGUGGUGCUGCACUCAUGGCCGAUUCUUCCUGCACCAGAGAUGAAAGGAGAGAAAGAAUUGUUGCUGAGUGCAAUGCUGUUCGUCAGGCACUUCAAGACCUCCUUUCGGAAUACGUUGCCAAUCAACUUUCAAUUCAGAGAGGACCUAAAAGAAUGAGUGUCAAAGAUACCAGUGAAGGUCUGGAACGGGCUAUUGAUCACAUGUGCCGGAAAACUCGAGAUCUCCGCAGACAGUUGCGCAAAGCGGUGGUCGAUCAUGUGUCUGACAGCUUUUUGGAAACGAGUGUACCUUUACUUGUUCUGAUCGAAGCCGCCAGAGCAGGAAAUGAGAAGGAAGUUGAAGAUUAUGCUCUUGUUUUUACUGAGCAUGCAAACAAAUUGGUUGAAGUUGCUAACUUGGCAUGCAGUAUGUCAAACAAUGAAGACGGUGUCAAAAUGGUGAGGUACGCAGCAGCUCAAAUCGAUAAUCUCUGUCCGCAAGUCAUCAAUGCAGCCAGAAUUCUGGCCGCUCGACCCCGAUCAAAAGUCGCCCAAGAGAAUAUGGAUGUCUUCCGAGAUGCAUGGGAAGCGCAAGUACGUGUUUUGACGGAAGCUGUGGAUGACAUAACUACCAUCGAUGAUUUCCUUGCUGUAUCAGAAAACCAUAUUUUGGAGGACGUGAACAAAUGUGUGCUGGCUCUACAAGAAGGAGACGCAGAUACAUUGGAUCGUACGGCUGGCGCCAUUCGAGGGCGCUCAGCUCGAGUCUGCAACGUAGUAACUGCGGAAAUGGAUAACUACGAGCCAGGAAUCUACACAGAGCGUGUAAUAGAAGCCAUCAAAGUUUUACGUGAUCAAGUCAUGCCAAACUUUGCACAAAGAGUAGAAGUAGCUGUCGAUGCUCUAUCGUCAAACCCUGCCAAAGAUGUAGAUGAAAAUGAAUUCAUCGAUGCUUCCAGACUCGUCUAUGAUGGAGUUCGAGAAAUUCGAAGAGCAGUUCUCAUGAAUAGGACUGACGAAGAGCUGGAUCCGGAAGAUGUGGAAUUGGAUGAGCACUACACAAUAGAAACCCACAGUAGAUCGAGUGCCAGAACCGGUGAACAUGGUGUUGAUGAAUACCCUGAUAUCAGUGGUAUCACCACUGCAAGAGAAGCAAUGCGUAAAAUGACGGAAGAAGACAAACAAAAGAUCGCGCAACAAGUAGAGUUCUUCCGAAGUGAGAAAUUGAAAUUCGAUCGUGAGGUAGCUAAAUGGGACGACACAGGGAACGAUAUUAUCGUUUUAGCUAAACACAUGUGUAUGAUCAUGAUGGAAAUGACUGAUUUUACGCGUGGACGAGGUCCAUUAAAAACCACCAUGGACGUUAUCAAUGCUGCCAAAAAAAUUUCUGAAGCUGGUACCAAAUUGGAUAAAUUGACGAGUCAAAUAGCAGACCAGUGUCCAGAGUCGUCUACCAAAAAUGACUUGAAAGCGUAUCUACAGCGCAUAGCUUUAUACUGUCAUCAGUUGAACAUAACCUCAAAAGUGAAAGCCGACGUGCAGAAUAUCAGUGGAGAAUUAAUUGUAUCAGGGUUGGAUAGUGCUACUUCUUUAAUUCAGGCUGCUAAGAAUCUAAUGAAUGCUGUGGUGCUAACUGUCAAGUCUUCAUACGUAGCAAGCACAAAGUAUCCUAGACAGGGAACAGUUUCGUCUCCAAUUGUCGUCUGGAAGAUGAAGGCUCCCGAGAAGAAACCUCUCGUCAGACCCGAAAAACCAGAAGAAGUCAGAGCCAAAGUGCGGAAAGGGUCGCAGAAAAAGAUCCAAAAUCCGAUCAAAGCGCUGAGCGAAUUCCAAAGUCCAACAGAAUCUGUGUAAUACUGGUUUUACGCACGUAAUGUUUUGAAUUGUAAAAAAAAUUUGUAUCUCCUGUACGUAAUCGAUUACUCUAAUGGGUGGCAUAUCGCUUUAUUUCUUCCAAGACGCCAUUGUGUCAACACAAUUGCGGCUCAAAGCAGAAAAUACAAAAUCAUAUAUUAUCUUGUGAUGACAAUCGUCAUCGACAAUCUCCUCUGUGCGGUUGAAGCUAGUUCAAAUUUUCUUUUCUGUCAAUGUGAACACUUUUUCCUUUUUGAUAAAUUUUAGGAUGGCGUAGAAUUUAUACAUAUGUCCUCUUGUAAAUUAAUUUAAUUCUUCAUCUUUAUACAAAUAUUUGUGAUCUGUUUACGAAAAAAAAUGAAUAAAAGAAACAUUAGAAAAUUUUAGUUUCCUUAAGAGUAGCGUCAAUUUAUGAUGGAUGAUUAUUAAUUAUUUGCUCCUUAGUCUGACUGUUUAGCUCUAGUUUUCUUAAAAACUUAUUGAUAAAGAUCCCUACAAAUCUUUAUCAUGUGCAUUAUUUUCAAUUCUUUUGGUCUUAAAUUUAUGUAUUUCUGUAUUUUUCUCUUGUGCUAAUUCUUAUUUUAUGCAUUCCAAGAAUCACCCUCCUUUCUUGCUUUACCCUCGUAAUAGGUAUCUCAAAGUUUUUUUGAAACUUUUCAGCAAGAAUGUUUAGCAGUUCUUCGUUCUCAGGUAGGUAGAAUCAUGGUAUGUAUCAUAAAACCUGCGCAAAAAUUUUCCAGAAAGCUUUUUAUACUAGUAGAAGUCAAAUAUCAAUAAGAAUAAAGAUUUUGAUAAGAUUUUAAAAUGAAGUAUUUAUCAAUAUAUGUGAUUCUCUUAAUUUAAUCUUAAAUAUCUCAUUCCAAUUUUAUGUAAAACUCAAUUUUCUUAUUGCUAUAGGGAACUUUAUAAGUUAAGGUUUCAUGGAGCUUCAUCUCUGUCAGUGUAUAAAACAUAUUUUACAAUUCACUUCUUUCCCCUUCAGCAAACUGAAGAUGAACUCUAAAGUUGUCUAAAACGCGUCUUUAAUUAACAAAUUGGAAGGGAAAGAAAUGAGUCUUAUAACUUAUUAUGUAUAUUGACCAAAUCUUUUCCUGUUGUUUAAAAGGAUCAUCACAUACUAUACACCAUCAAACUCUGUCACAGUGUUAUUCUUUUAAACAGGAACAGUGGUUUGACUGCUGAAACUUUUUCAUUUCUUCAUUGAAUGACCUUGUUUGAUCAAAUUCCUUCUUGCAAACCUGUUCAUUGACAAGAUCAUUCAAAAAGAUUGCUAUUAGCUACUCUUGAUUGAGGCUCAAUAAUUGGACCACUUCUCACAGAUUUAACUUUAUCGCUAACUUUAUUAUUGAUCAGCGAUUGAACAAAUCAUGUUGCCCUAUUUGGCUAAUUUUAGGUGCUUUGACUGAGUUCGAUGUAGUAUUUGAGCAUUUUGAAGAGAUUAGCUGCAAGUAAUAAAAUUAGUACUUAUUUUUCUAUAGAAAAACUGCUUUAUAAAUGAUUUCGGAAUUUCAUGGUUUCUAUAAACACGAACUUGCUCAUCGUUUCAAACAAAUAUGCUCACCAUGCUCAUCUACUCAUGUUAUUAAAGUUUGGGUAUCUACUUUCGUUGAAUAUCGAUAGUGAAACUGCAUAAAUGCAUAUCUUGGUUUUUGACACUGCAGGCUCCCUGUAAUAGUUUACUUACUUUCUCAAUGAAAAAAUACUCAACAUUUUUUCGUGAAAACGUGUCUGAUUUUUCUCCUCUGUGACGAAAAUACUCUGUGAAAAUUUCAAGCAUUAGUGUAGACUCGUUCUCCUUUGAUAGAAUAAAAUUGGAGCAGAGAUUUUGAAACACCACAAACGAGAUUUCUAUUUUUGCAGUUUCAUCGUCGGUAUUCUUCACCUGUAAAAAUAUGCUUUUUUUCAAAUUUUAUAAAUGUUUACCUCUUACUUCUGUUUAUCAUUUUGUAUCUUUUCUGAAUCAAUGAGAGUACUUAUAGAAUUUUUUAUAUACAUUCAUGGUUUUUAAUGUAAUAAAAAUAAAAUUUUCCUUAAAA